AAGCCAUCUCCAUAUCUGGUCUCCAUUUCAGUUUCCCCCGCUUCCCUUCUAUACCACUACACUUCCUACAUCUUUUUGACGAAAUCAGUAACUUGAACAUCACGCAACCAUGUCUGAAUUAGCCUUCACAAAGGGCUUCCUCUCAGCCCUCGAUUCCCGCCCCGUCAAGCUUCGCGCAGACUAUGUGCUCGAUCAAGAAUACGCCGCGGCUCGAGUUCCGUACCUUCUCCCCCGCCUACAACCGCCACACCCCGAAAUGCCCAAGAAAACAAAGCGCACGCUUGCCCCCGGUUCCUCAAAAUCCAUCACCGUGCAUUUGAAAUCCGCCCGCAACCCUACGUUCGAAUUCACGGUAUCCAACGUUCCUGUUUCCACGACCACCAUUCAGGAUCUCAAAGACUCUGUGCGGGGGCGGGUCGUCGACGGUGAGAACAACGGCGCUGUGGCCCUGGAUAAGAUUAAAAUCCUGUAUAAGCGCAAGCUCGUCAGCGGUACCAGCAAGACCAUCGCCGAGGUUAUGUGUGAUGAACCCGAGUUGCUGACGGGGGGGAAAGAGGUGCUGUUUGGGGUGAUGAUUAUGGGUGGGGCGAAGGUGGUUGAGGGUGCGCUGGAGGAAGAAGGGGAGGCCAGCGCUACUUCUGAUGCUGCUGCUGCUGCUGCUGCUGCUGCUGCUACAGUGCCAAAGGCGGCGGUUGGGCCGAGCGGGGAGGCGUUGCUGGAGACGGAGCAGUUCUGGGAUGAUUUACAGGGGUUUUUGGGACAAAGGUUGAAGGAUGAGGAUGAGGCGAAGAAAUUGAGCGUGUUAUUUAAGGGUGCCUGGGCUGCGAGCCGGUAAUAAUGUCUCGGAGAGUUCAACUGUAAUUAAUUCAUUUAUGAUGAUACCUUUUAUAAAAAUGGAAAGUGUCU
Aspergillus ochraceoroseus IBT 24754 is the source of this 906-nucleotide messenger RNA. RefSeq lists its product as uncharacterized. The coding region runs from base 110 to 835 and encodes 241 amino acids. The transcript is spliced from 2 exons. NCBI's taxonomy places the organism in Eukaryota, Fungi, Ascomycota, Eurotiomycetes, Eurotiales, Aspergillaceae. The record is from RefSeq and is a predicted model, not a curated record.